AUGGGAGACAGCCCCGAGCUGGUUCCCACCGAAGUGGCAACCGAUCUGGAAUCUGACGACAUGCUUCUACCUCAGACUGCUUCUGAGCAAGUUGUUACGAACGGUGCUCUGGAAGAGGGCGCAGCAGGCACUAAUGUGUUUGAGCCAAACGCCCGAACUCCUUUUGCGGCCGUACCGUUCGCACCACAGUUGCAUAUGUAUCGACAGAAUUUCCAGCAAAACAUCAUGGUCGGUGAAUCUCCGGAACAAACCAGAUCGCUUCUCGGUGAACUUGAAACUGAAGCAGAAAACAGGCACCAGAGGUUCCGCCAGGCUGCCGAAUACGCUCAUGAUCAAAGAAUCGCUAAUGUUGAAGAACGAGCAAAUCGACAGCAUGAGGAGAUCGUUGCACAGCUCGAAUCCGAGAUUGCCACACAACGAUAUCAGUUUAUCGAAGCCAAUCAUCAUCUCGUGUCAGAGCUGCGACAACAACACCAAGUCAUCGCUUUCCAAACGGAACAUUUUUCCAGCGUUAGUUCGCAGAUCACGCAACUUCGAACAACUUUAAUCGAAGAAGCAGAGGAGAACAAAACACAAACCCUCAGUGAGGUGGGAGAGUGGUUUGGUAGGGAACAUGAUCAAGCAAUGCAGCAGUAUAGGUUGCUUGCCCGCGAGAGUGAAGAGGAAAUGAGGCGUCAGAAUGAUAUUCUUCAGGACGAACUCUCCUCAGCUGAGCGUGCGCUCAAACUCGAGCAGGACAGGAAUGCUUCUCAGGACACCGCGUCCCAAGCUCAGUUCCCUCCGGCCGUGACCCCAGCAACGGUACCGCAAAGUGCCGGCCUUAAUGUGCCGACAGCUCCUCAGUUUUCAUCGCCAAGCGUGAUCCCGCUCAGCCUAAGAGCAAUGUUUUCCGGUUUUGGUGGUGCGGCAACUACUGCCACACCAGCGGGGCCACAAGCUCCAACACAAGCCCCGGGAACCCCCGUGCCCCCGACUGGCUUAGGUGGAGGAGUGUCUGGUCUCGCGGCCCCAAUGGGCACGCCGGCUAGUCCGGCAGCCACUGGAGUUGAUUUAAUCGCACAGACGCAACAAGCGUUGCUGGAAGCCGCCAAACUCCUCAAGGGAGACAAAGGAGCGGCCGGGGAAGGGAUCGCUCUGCCGGUAGCCAAUCCAACUCGAAGUCAAGGUGGUGAAAAUGCAGCCCCGGCAAAGGACAGGAAGGCAGCAUGCUGCAUCUCGAUUGCGGCUGCAGCCUUAACCCAUCCUGAUGGAGGCGACCCACAAGAUGGAGAGAGGGAUUACUGGGAGGUGGAUUUCAAAAGGGGUGAAGCUAUCAGACAUCACCUGAAGUACAGAAGUACAAUGUACAAGCCCGAAGUGUCGUGUCCUGUUGCUCUUGAGAAGUUGAAGGGUAAAGCCAAGGUGAUCAAGACUCUUCCCAUUGCUCCCUACAUGGCAAGGGAGAGUUGGGAUUGGAAAGGGGGAAAAGGGGAGACGAACGACAAGACGCCAUGGACUGGCAAGACUGUGUUCAAAAUCAAAGAACAAAACAAGAAGGUCAAGUUUUGUGAAAAGCCCAAAGUCAGGGAAAUUCCUUUUGAAGGGAAGGGGUACAAGCAUUCCUACAAAGUUCGCAGGUACAACACUUGCUAUGCUGAUGCGGAAAAUUGCCCCAAACCUGACAACAAUGACCUUCAGGUUGCAAUUAGGAACGCAAGGGAACUCACUAUGCUCCUUGCCCGGCAUGAGGGGGGAGAGAGAACCGACUGCCGUUUAGAAUGUGAUGAGCCUGAUUCUCUCACGUGUGGGAUGUGCAAGCACGUCGUUGAGAGCUCAGAGAUCGCCUGUCCAGGAAUCGCCACGCCCUUAGAAUUCCUUGCUGACACGGGGAGCGAGGAGGACCUCAUCAGCGAAGCUGAUCGUGCUAUGUACUUUGGCGAAGAGCCGAUAGGCAAUGCAACUCGACAAGUAAACCUCAUCACUGCUAACGGAAAUGUCAAGGGUGACAAAUCGGUCAGGGUCGACUUCCCGGAGUUUGGCAAAGAGCUAGAGUUCUACGUUCUCGCAAGUACUCCUCCUGUUUGCUCUGUUGGAAGAAGGUGUAUGGAGGACGGUUAUGAGUUCCAUUGGUACCCCAAAAAGCCGCCUUACUUCGUUGCGCCCGUGUAG
Molecule: messenger RNA, 2148 nt
Organism: Symbiodinium natans
Lineage: Eukaryota; Dinophyceae; Suessiales; Symbiodiniaceae
Source: the annotation of a GenBank genome assembly